Molecule: messenger RNA, 3042 nt
Organism: Aphidius gifuensis
Lineage: Eukaryota; Metazoa; Arthropoda; Insecta; Hymenoptera; Braconidae
Exons: 10
Coding region: 305-2719 (804 amino acids)
Source: RefSeq, a predicted model, not a curated record
AAUCCAGGGCGUGUUUAUGUUGGUGGUGGAAGUAGUGGGUGCACGCUACAAGUCUACAACUCGACAACACACCAUCACGCCGACGCCUUAAUAAACUUAAUAUAUUAUAUAUAUUUUUUUGACAAUUUCUAACAAGUGUUUUUUUUCGAAAUAUAUUUAAAAUGGAAACGAUAGAAAAAUUUAAAUAAGAAAUAUUUAUAAUUAUAAAAUUGUUGAUGGUGUUUUUGGUGUAGUUGUUGUUGUUAUUUUAAUAAUUGGAAAACGUUGUUUUGUACUGUUAAAAUUUACUAUAAAAAAAUAAAAAAUGUUGACACAUUGUGGAAUAACAAAAAGCAUUAUUAUCGUAGCAAGUUUUUUGCUGGGCGUUGUCGGACAAUUUGAAUGGCAACCAAGAGAUGCAUUUGAUGAAAUUAAAAUGCGAAUGGACAAGGUGACAUCUGAUAAUUGUGAAAUUCAACAUUUAGGAGAUUUAUUUUUGCCAGAUGAUUCUGUAUCACAUUUACCAGAUAUCAAAGAUAUCAAUGUUAAUCCAGUAUUUCCAAAUAGAACUGCUUUGGUACAUCUUCAUAAUAUGGCAUUAAGUAGAUCAUUUUUUUGGAGUUAUAUAUUACAAUCAAGAUUCAUAAGACCAGCAAUAAAUGAUACAUAUGAUCCUGGUAUGAUGUAUUAUUUUUUAUCAUCUGUUGCUGAUGUAUCAACAAAUCAACAUAUCAAUGCAUCUGCUGUUUAUUUUUCACCAAAUACAUCAUAUUCACCAAGUUAUCGUGGUUUUUUUAAUAAAACAAUGCCAAGAUUUGCACCAAGAACAUUUAGAUCUGAUGAUUUUAAUGAUCCAGUACAUUUAGAAAGGAUAUCAACAAGAAAUACAUUUAUUGUUGAAGAUCUUGGUGCAUUUCCACAAGGUAGUCCAAGUCUUGAUUACACUGCUGAUGACUAUCGUAUAAAUCACUGGUACAAGGCAUGGCUACCAGAUAAUCCAGACAAAAGACACGACACAAAAACAACUUAUCAAAUUCAAAUAAGAUAUGCAAAUAAUACAAAUGAAACUUUUUCAUUUCAUGGACCACGUGGCGCUGAGGAAAAUCCUGGACCAGUUAAAUGGACAAAGCCAUAUUUUGAUUGUCACAGAUCGAACCGUUGGCUAGUUGCUGCUGUUGUUCCUAUUGUCGAUAUUUAUCCUCGUCAUACAGGUUUUCGUCACAUUGAAUAUCCCACAUAUACAGCUGCAACUGUUAUGGAAAUGGAUUUUGAAAGAAUUGAUAUUAAUCAGUGUCCAAAGGCAAAUGGUAAUAUUGAUGCCAAUAGAUUUGUCUCAACAGCUAAAUGCAAAGAACAAAAUACUGAAUGUGAACCGUUGCAUGGCUGGGGAUUUAGACGUGGUGGUUAUCAAUGCAGAUGUAAGCCAGGCUACAGAUUGCCAAAUAUUUAUCGUCGACCGUAUCUUGGUGAGAUACUUGAACGUUCAACACAAGAAGAAUUUUACAAUGGUUUUGAAUGUUCAAAAAUUGGAUGGAUACAUAAGCUACCAACAAAAUUGGAAAAUUCAACAAGAGCUAUUAAAAAUAAAUAUUUAGAAAAACAUUACGAGUAUCAAAAUUAUUCAACUGGUCCAGAAUCAUUACAAGCUCAAAAAAUAAAUAUUGAACAAGCUAUGAAUUUUGUACUUGGUGUUAAUAAAGAUAAUUGUAAAGAAUUUACUAAAAAUCAAUUGACAUUACAUGGUGAUAUUGGCUAUGGAUCAUCUGAAUUUUUUGAAAAUGAAGCAAAAAUGGCAACAAGAUUGGCUAAUUUUAUAAGUGCAUUUUUACAAAUAUCAGAUCCACAUGAAGUUUAUUCUGGUAAACGUGUUGCUGAUAGUCCACUGACUGAGGAUCAAAUGAUUGGUGAAACAUUGGCUUUGUUACUUGGUGAUACUAAAAUAUGGUCUGCUGGUACAUACUGGGAUCGUAAUAAAUUUACAAAUAGAACAUUUUUUGCUCCAUAUGCAUGGAAAGAAAAUAUUAAUGCAAGAAAAUUAAAUGUUGAAGAUUUAGCACGUUUAAAUUCAACAGAUGUCGUUUAUACAAAUCAACCAUGGUUUAAAUUUUUACAACAAAGAUGGGCAACAAAUUUUGAUGAAUUAGAAAAAUAUUUUUUAAAAAUUCACAUGCGUUUUAAUGAAACUGGAGAGCACAGAAAUCAAUACGAACACUAUCCAACAUUUUACAGGGCAGCAAACCUGAACCAUGGACAUUGGACAACUCCUUAUUUCGAUUGUAACGGCAAAGUGAAUAAAUGGGUAAUUACCUAUGCAUCCCCAUUUUUUGGCUGGGACAGUCUCAAGGCUAAACUGGAAUUCAAAGGUGUUGUUGCUGUAACUAUGGAUUUAUUAACACUUGAUAUUAAUCAAUGUGAUGAUGCAUUUUAUGUACCAAAUGCAUUUAAAGGAACUCACAAAUGUGAUAAAAAAUCAUCAUAUUGUGUACCACUAUUGGGAAGAGGUUUUUAUCCGGGUGGUUACAAAUGCGAAUGCAAACAAGGCUUUGAAUAUCCAUAUGAAGAUUUGAUAACAUAUUUUGAUGGACAAAUUCUCGAGUCUGAAUUCAAUCAUCUUGUUCAAGAUAAGCCAAAUAAAUUUGACAUGUUCAAGUGUCGUUUAGCUGGAGCAGCUGGUCUACGAUCCAGUUGGUUACUUAUUUUAGCUGGUAUUGCAUGGCUUUUAUGUCAUUAUUGCAAAUAAUUUUUUUAACAAUUUUAAUUUUAUAUUAUGUGAUUAAAUUAUGUUUAUUGAGAAAAACAUAUCAAUAAUCCAUCCGUCCAGAGGGUAAUAUUUUUUUUACUAUUACUUUUCUCAAUGAAAUUAUUAAUUUUAAAUGAAUAUCAAUAAAUCCGUCCAAAUACACGACUAUUGAUAAUAAUGUCAGUACAAUUUUUUUGUUCAAAUGAAAUAUUUAUACAUUUUAAUUUUAAGCUUUAAAAAAAAACUAUCUAUCAUAGGUGCGAUUUGAUUUGUAACUUUUUUUAAAAACGAUAUAUUAUAUUAAUAAAUAAUUUUUAAACUCA